This is a messenger RNA of Truncatella angustata, 1512 nucleotides long. Its product is annotated as flavonoid 3',5'-hydroxylase. Lineage: Eukaryota; Fungi; Ascomycota; Sordariomycetes; Amphisphaeriales; Sporocadaceae. The coding region runs from base 1 to 1512 and encodes 503 amino acids. Gene Ontology annotation, molecular function: iron ion binding; heme binding; monooxygenase activity. The transcript is spliced from 3 exons. The record is from RefSeq and is a predicted model, not a curated record.
AUGGUGUUGCUUAGCAUAAGCAACUUUGCCCUACUUGGGUUGGCAUAUGUCUUGUUUAAGAUCGUAUACCAAAUAGUAUACUACCGCUUUUUGAGUCCGUUGGCUCAGUUCCCUGGGCCGUUCUGGGGGAGCGUCACGAGACUGUGGAUCGCAUAUCACAACGUGAAAGCUGACGAGCCUGAGGCUGUGCGAGAGUUGCACCAGAAACAUGGACCGAUCAUUCGCAUCACGCCCACGAUGCUCAUCGUGAGCGACGCGACCAAGCUGCCCGAGAUCUACAGCCGCAAUGCGAACAAAUCGAAGCACUACAUCACGGGCAGCUUUGGCGACACCGAGUCGUUGUUCAACAUGCAGGACCACAAGGUCCACGCCCACUUCCGAAAGAUCGCGGCGAGCCCUUAUGCUUUCUCGAACAUCAAGAAGAUGGAGCCGCUCAUCGACGCCAACAUCGAAAAGUGGAUUGGCAAGCUUGAAACUCUAUUUGCAAAGGACGGGAAGCCGUUCGACUUCUCGCCAUGGGCUGUGUACAUGGCGUAUGAUAUCAUUUCCGAGGUCGGAUUCGGUGCGCCGUUUGGAUUCAUCGAGCAAGCGAAGGACGUCGAGGGUCUUAUACAGGGCUUCCACGAUGGACUAGUGCCUUUCGGUCUUAUGGCUCGAUUGUAUCCUUUCACCAACUGGGUCAAGGGCACUUUUCUGGGUAAACAUCUGGUCGCUUCUCCUGAGCAGGAAUCUGGUAUCGGCACGUUGAUGCGCUUUCGUGAUAGGCUCAUUAAGCAGCGUUACGAGGACAUCGAAGCCGGUAAGAAUGAUGGCCGAAUCGAUCUGCUUCAAGUGUUCAUCGAAGCCCGAGACGACAAUGGGGAGCCGUUAGACCUCGAAUACAUCAAAGCUGAGAUUCUGCUGGUACUCCUGGCAGGAGCAGACACGACCGGUACAGCAUUUCAAGCGUUCAUGAAACAAGUCAUGUCUCGGCCCGACGUUUAUGAGAGGAUGAUGGCCGAGAUCGACAGCGCGACGCGAGCGAAGAAGCUCUCCCCUAUGCCGCAAUACGACGAAGUCCUGGAACAUUGCCCUUACUACAUCGCAUGUGUCCGCGAAGCGAUGCGACUGAACCCCUCCGCCCCCAACAUAUUCCCGCGCCUGGCACCCAAGGGCGGCCUGGAGCUCUUCGGCAAGUUCGUGCCUGAGGGUACUGAACUUACAUGCAACCCGUGGAUCGUGCACCGGGACACCAACAUCUAUGGUGCUGACGCGGACGAGUACAAGCCUGAGCGCUGGCUGGACGUAGAGCGGGCCAAGCUCUAUAACAAGUACUCGAUGGCGUUUGGCUAUGGUGCGCGGGCUUGUCUGGGCAAGGACAUUGCGAGUAUGGAGCUGUACAAGGGACCUUUGCAGUUUUUCCGUACUUUUAGGCCAAACAUGGUCAAGCCAGGAACAUAUGUGUACAAGGGCGGAAUCUCAUAUUUUGAGAACAUGGAGAUCUCCAUCGAGCGGAGAGCAGCAGUCAUAUAG